AUGAAUUCAGCUUUAAGCCCUGACUUUCUUGUGUUUGUAUCCGUGUUGAUGCUGCAGUGCCAAGCCUUCAUCUUCAGAGAAAUCAUAGUGAAUGACCCCGUGACCUUCCCGUGUACCUGCUCUGGAAAUUGUCCAGUGGUCCAGUGGACCCGCUUCAUUCCCAGCAAAGCCGUCAUUGCUGAAAGCCGGAUGUGUCACGGUGAACAGUACGAUGAGAGAUUUUCAGUAUCAGGAGAUGCCAGCAGAGGAAAUUUCUCCCUGACGAUCAGUUCAGUGGCCUACAAUGAUGCCGGCUCCUACAGGUGCAGCUGUAAUAGAAACCCAGUUACUGAAGUAAAGCUGAAAGUUAUCGUUCCGACAGUUAUAAAAGCUUUCGAGAGGGAGAAUGUCACCCUCCCGUGCUACGGAAACACUCGGCACAAUGUUCAAGAUGUCACAUGGAAGAAAGAUGGACAAAAGGUUCUGCUGUACACCCCGGCAAACAGAUCAGUGACGACUGCUGAAGCAUCAGAAAGCAGAUUGAUGAUGUCCAUAAAAGGCUUUCUAGAUGGUUGUCUCUCUCUUCACAUCAGUUCAGUUCAUCUGUCUGAUGCAGGAUUAUAUCAGUGUCUCCUCCAUGAUGAGUCUCAGGACGGAGACCCAGAAGCUGUUUUACUGAAGGUAGAAGGGCGACAACAAUUAUCAACCACCAACAGCAAUGAAGUUUCAGUCCUGCGUGUGUUUCUAGGAUUUAUCAUCUUUGUCAGCAUCAUUGGAUUAAUCAUUUACAUUGUGAGAAGAUGCUUCAGGAAUUCCAGAUCAGGAGUUUAA
Neoarius graeffei (lesser salmon catfish) is the source of this 810-nucleotide messenger RNA. Its product is annotated as cell surface A33 antigen-like. The record is from RefSeq and is a predicted model, not a curated record. The transcript has 4 exons. The coding region runs from base 1 to 810 and encodes 269 amino acids. NCBI's taxonomy places the organism in Eukaryota, Metazoa, Chordata, Actinopteri, Siluriformes, Ariidae.